Molecule: messenger RNA, 963 nt
Organism: Alligator mississippiensis (American alligator)
Lineage: Eukaryota; Metazoa; Chordata; Crocodylia; Alligatoridae
Product: olfactory receptor 6F1-like
Exons: 1
Coding region: 1-963 (320 amino acids)
Biological process (GO): G protein-coupled receptor signaling pathway
Cellular component (GO): membrane
Molecular function (GO): olfactory receptor activity; G protein-coupled receptor activity
Source: RefSeq, a predicted model, not a curated record
AUGUUUUCACAGGUGGAACCUGUGGCAAGGGUAGGCAUGGGGAACCACACCAGCAUGCAAGAGUUCAUCCUCCUGGGAUUCCCUGGCAUGUGGUACUUCCGCUUCUCCCUCAGUGUGGUGUUUUCUGUGAUGUAUGGCCUGACGGUCAUAGGGAAUGUGUCCAUCAUAGCCUUGGUGUGGACCACCGCAUGUCUCCACACCCCCAUGUACUACUUCCUCUGCAACUUAUCCUUCCUGGAGAUCUGGUACACCACAGCCUGUGUCCCCAAAGCCGUGGGUGUCCUGCUGGGGAACAGCCAAACCAUCUCCUUCACUGUCUGCAUCUUGCAAUUGUUUCUUGUUUUCUCCCUGGGCUCCACAGAGUGUUUUCUACUGGCCGUUAUGGCCUAUGACCGCUACCUGGCUAUCUGCCACCCCCUGCACUAUAGCUCCCUUAUGAGCAACACCUUCUGUACUCAACUGGCCUUUGGCUCAUGGCUGGGUGGCUUUCUGGGUAUCUCUGUGUUGGCAUUCUUAGUAUCUAACCUGUCUUUCUGUGGCCCGAACAUCAUCAAUCACUUUUUUUGUGACAUAGAUUCCUUGAUAGCUCUGUCCUGCACUGACACUAGUCUUGUUGAGUUGGCAGAAUUCUUUGUGUCAAUUAUUGUUGUCGUGGUCUCAUGUGCUAUUACUUUGAUCUCCUACAUCUACAUCAUCUCCACCAUUUUGAAAAUUCGUUCAGCCCAAAGCCAGCAAAAGGCCUUCUCCACUUGCUCUGCCCAUCUCACCAUUGUGACUGUAUGGUUUGGUUCCAUCAUUUUUCUGUAUGUCAAGCCUGCUGCACCAAAUUCACUGGACACGAACAAACUCAUCAACAGUUUUAAUACUAUAAUAACUCCACUGCUAAACCCUUUCAUUUACACUCUAAGGAACAGAGAAGUGAAGCGAGCCUUGAGGAAGGCAUUCAAUAGAAUACGAAUAUGA